AUGCUACGGAUUGCCGAACCCUAUAUUACAUGGGGCUAUCCAAAUCUUAUAUCAGUUCGUGAAUUGAUCUACAAACAUGGAAUGGUCAAGCACAACCAACGUGUCCCAAACUCUGACAACUUUGUGAUCGAACGCAAAUUGGACAAAGCGCACGAUAUUCAGUGCGUUGAUUAUUUGGCGCUACUGGAUUCCAGUUCAAGAAAGCCUCGAACUUACCGUGGCCACUACGUUGGGGUUGGUGAUUUCGGUAACCGUGAAGAUAAUAUCAACAAACUGCUGCGCAAGAUGGUUUAA
Messenger RNA from Rhagoletis zephyria (snowberry fruit fly), 294 nucleotides. Its product is annotated as 60S ribosomal protein L7-like. Gene Ontology annotation, biological process: maturation of LSU-rRNA from tricistronic rRNA transcript (SSU-rRNA, 5.8S rRNA, LSU-rRNA). Gene Ontology annotation, cellular component: cytosolic large ribosomal subunit. Lineage: Eukaryota; Metazoa; Arthropoda; Insecta; Diptera; Tephritidae. Gene Ontology annotation, molecular function: structural constituent of ribosome; RNA binding. The record is from RefSeq and is a predicted model, not a curated record.